AUGUCUGGCAACGCCGCCCUCGACACCUCGACACCAAACGCACCCUCUCUACCACCUCGUCUCGCCGUCCUCACCCUCGUCGACUCUGGUCAGCGAAUAACAUCAGCACCGAUAACCACACCAGUCGGACCUGCCCUCGCCAUCGUUGCAGUGCUCCUCUUCCCGCGCAGUGCAUCUCUCCGGCUCCGAUUCGUCACCCAAUUCGUUCGUCGCGCCACACUCGACCAUCGCCGCACCCGGCCGCUGCUUGUGCCCGUCGCGCCCACCCAACAGCUCGUUGUGAUCGUCUAG
Moesziomyces aphidis is the source of this 291-nucleotide messenger RNA. NCBI's taxonomy places the organism in Eukaryota, Fungi, Basidiomycota, Ustilaginomycetes, Ustilaginales, Ustilaginaceae. The record is from the annotation of a GenBank genome assembly.